GACUUAGUAAUCAGCUCUGUGCACCAGUCUCUGGUGCCAGUUAAUUCAAAGAAAGCUUAGCUGCUUUUUUUUUUUUUUUUAAAUCUUGGCUAGAACUGGUGGGGGUGGGGAGAAAAAGAGGGAACCGGGAAGAGGAGGGGGAAGUUAAGCCUUGCUUCCCUCCCUGUCUUCUUCAGAAAACCAAAUAUGGCAUCUUCCAUGAGGAGCUUGUUUACUGACCACGGCAGAUACGUGGAAGCUUUUCGGAGGUUUCUCAACAGUUCCACGGAACACCAGUGCAUGCAGGAAUUCAUGGAGAAGAAGCUGCCAGGAAUAAUAGCAAGGAUUGGAGACACAAAACAAGAAAUUAAGAUUCUAAGCAUAGGUGGAGGUGCAGGUGAAAUUGAUCUCCAAAUUCUCUCUAAAGUCCAGGCUCAAUACCCAGAAGUUCUUAUCAACAAUGAAGUUGUUGAGCCAAGUGCUGAACAAAUUGCCAAAUACAAAGAGCUUGUAGCCAAGACAUCAAACCUCGAGAACAUAAAGUUUACUUGGCAUAAGGAGACAUCAUCAGAAUAUCAAAAUAGAGUAAUGGAGAAAAAAGAGCUUCAAAAGUGGGACUUUAUUCAUAUGAUUCAGAUGCUGUAUUAUGUAAAAGACAUCCCAGCUACCUUAAAAUUCUUCCAUAGUCUCUUAGGUGCCAAUGCUAAGAUUCUUAUUAUUCUUGUGUCAGGAACCAGUGGCUGGAACAAGCUGUGGGAAAAGUACGGAUCCCGCCUUCCCCAUGAUGACCUCUGCCUGUACGUCACAUCGUCCCACCUCACUCAGAUGCUGUGCAACCUGGGAUUGAAGUAUGAAUGUUAUGACCUUCUGUCAACCAUGGACAUAUCUGACUGUUUUGUUGAUGGCAAUGAAAAUGGAGACCUGCUUAUGGAUUUUUUGACUGAAACUUGCAACUUCAGCACAACAGCACCACCUGAUCUCAAAGCUGAAAUUCUGAAAGAUCUACAAGAGCCUGAAUUUAGUGUAAAGAAAGAGGGGAAGGUUCUUUUUAAUAAUACUCUGAGUUUCAUAGUGGUGGAGGCAUAACUAUCAAUCAUUUAAGAGUAUCUUCAAAAAUAAAUGUUGAACAAUGUUGAUCAUUCAUUUUCACAUUAAAAUUAAAAAUACAUCUCAAUGCAGAUAAAGCAUAAUUUCUUAUAUAUGAAAUCUAGAAAAUUCCAAGACAUUCUGGAUUUCCAUGGAUAAUGUAUGGGAAUAUGGGAUACUGCCAAUUGUAUCUCAUCCCUCUUCCAAGUAGAGAGAUCACACAUAGGCUAAAUACCACAUAAGCUGGAAAAAAUGAGAAAACUGAAUUUUACUGACAUGUUAAUAAAA
Messenger RNA from Otolemur garnettii (small-eared galago), 1353 nucleotides. RefSeq names its product histamine N-methyltransferase (gene HNMT). Gene Ontology annotation, molecular function: N-methyltransferase activity. The transcript is spliced from 6 exons. NCBI's taxonomy places the organism in Eukaryota, Metazoa, Chordata, Mammalia, Primates, Galagidae. The coding region runs from base 187 to 1065 and encodes 292 amino acids. The record is from RefSeq and is a predicted model, not a curated record.